Molecule: messenger RNA, 315 nt
Organism: Penicillium cataractarum
Lineage: Eukaryota; Fungi; Ascomycota; Eurotiomycetes; Eurotiales; Aspergillaceae
Exons: 3
Source: RefSeq, a predicted model, not a curated record
CUGGGGCUAACAAUAAAAAUAGGCAGCUAUUGUCACAUCUCAGGCAGUCUACAUGCGUUUGCGGAUGAUAUAGAAAUCCAUCAAGGAGCACAGUCCCUUAAGGAAUAUGGAUUUGGCUCGCACUCUAUAAAGAUCUUCUUUUGCGGAACCUGUGGUGCAAAUGUGUACAACAGAUCGGUGAACCCAAAGUUCAUCUAUGGCAAAUGUGCUAUCAAUGUGCGCCUACUCCAAGGGGUUGAUUUGGAAGCCAUAGAAGUCACUAAGCGUGAAGGCAAGGACUUCUACCCGCCACCUCUAGAGGUAAAUUCUUCUUAG